Molecule: messenger RNA, 7100 nt
Organism: Macadamia integrifolia
Lineage: Eukaryota; Viridiplantae; Streptophyta; Magnoliopsida; Proteales; Proteaceae
Product: protein furry homolog-like
Exons: 19
Coding region: 398-6844 (2148 amino acids)
Biological process (GO): cell morphogenesis
Cellular component (GO): cell cortex; site of polarized growth
Source: RefSeq, a predicted model, not a curated record
UACUGCUGAAACAGUAAAGAUCGGUGCAGCCUACGUUGUUUUUCCACUUUGAUUUUGCAGUCUCUCUGGUUCCAGCCUUACAGGUCUUUGCUUACAAGGAAACAGUUGCUGUAUUCGGAAGUCAAAAGUAGUCUUUACAUCAAAUGAAACGACAAAAUCACCUUCUCUCUGUUCGUCACUGCACAUCUUCAAGGAUUUCUAGGGUUUCGUCUAUUCUCUCUUCUUCAGUUCUUUAACAGAGUCACCUGCCAUGGCUUUUCCAAAUUACUGGUAGCUUAUGCAGGUUAAUUUUAAUCUCUGACUCUCCUCCGGUUGAUGAGCUUGCGAAGUUAUUGCAACAUUUGCCGUUUCUGGAAAGGCACAGUUGAGGUGCAGAAAGCAUAUUUGACUUGAAGAGAUGAGGGCAGGCAGUGCAGCAAAGUUGAUCGUGGACGCACUGCUCCAGCGAUUUCUUCCUCUUGCCAGGCGUCGCAUUGAAACUGCCCAAGCACAGGAUGGGCAGUAUCUUCGACCAUCUGACCCUGCUUACGAACAAGUGUUAGAUUCAUUGGCUAUGGUGGCUCGACAUACACCUGUACCCCUUCUGGAAGCUCUUCUUAGGUGGAGAGAAAGUGAAUCCCCAAAGGGUGCUAAUGAUGCCUCUACUUUUCAGCGAAAGCUUGCAGUGGAGUGCAUAUUUUGCUCAGCAUGCAUUCGCUUUGUGGAGUGCUGCCCACAGGAGGGGCUUACAGAGAAGCUAUGGUCAGGGCUUGAAAAUUUUGUGUUUGAUUGGCUAAUCAAUGCUGACAGGGUGGUUAGCCAGAUUGAGUAUCCCUCAUUGGUUGAUUUGCGGGGACUACUUCUAGACCUAGUUGCACAACUCCUGGGUGCUUUGUCAAGAAUCAGGUUUAGUUCUGUCACUGAGCGCUUUUUCAUGGAACUGAAUUCUCGUCGAAUUGACACCAGUGUUGCCAGAAGUGAAACACUUAGUAUCAUAAAUGGGAUGCGCUACCUUAAGCUGGGGGUUAAGACUGAAGGUGGACUGAAUGCAUCAGCAUCCUUUGUGGCAAAGGCGAACCCACUAAAUCGUCCUCUACAUAAAAGGAAAAGUGAACUCCACCAUGCACUAUGUAAUAUGCUUUCAAGCAUUCUAGCACCGCUUGCAGAUGGUGUAAAAGGCCAGUGGCCCCCAUCUGGUGUUGACCGUGCCCUUACACUAUGGUAUGAAGCUGUUGCUCGGAUAAGAGUGCAGCUUAUGCAUGGGAUGGAGAAACAGAGCAAACAUGUAGCUGUUGGGUACCCUUUGGUGACCAUUCUUCUUUGUCUUGGUGAUCCUCAAACAUUCAACAGUAUCUUUGGUUCUCACAUGGAACAUCUUUACAAGCACCUUAGGGACAAGAACCAUCGCUUUAUGGCCUUGGAUUGCCUUCAUCGGGUUGUAAGAUUUUAUUUGAAUGUUUAUGCAGAUUACCAACCCAGAAAUCGUGUAUGGGACUACCUAGAUAGUGUGACCUCACAACUUUUGACGCUUCUGAGGAAAGGAAUGCUAACUCAGGAUGUCCAGCAUGAUAAACUUGUUGAUUUCUGUGUGACAAUAGCAGAAAGUAACCUAGAUUUUUCCAUGAACCAUAUGAUACUGGAAUUAUUGAAGCCGGAUAGUCUAAGUGAAGCCAAAGUCAUUGGCCUACGUGCUUUGCUUGCAAUUGUCAUGUCUCCUUCAAAUCAGGAUACUGGUCUAAAAGUUUUCCAAGGUCAUGAAAUUGAACACUACAUUCCAAAGGUGAAGUCUGCAAUUGAGUCAAUUUUAAGGUCUUGCCACAGAACCUACAGUCAGGCUCUUCUUACUUCUUCAAAGACUACCAUAGAUGCUGUCACAAAGGAAAAAUCUCAAGGAUAUCUGUUCAGAUCGGUGCUGAAGUGCAUACCCUACCUGAUUGAAGAAGUAGGUCGAAGUGACAAAAUCACGGAAAUAAUCCCUCAAUAUGGCAUAAGUAUAGACCCUGGCGUCCGAGAAGAAGCAGUACAGGUGCUGAAUCGUAUUGUUAGAGACCUUCCCCAUAGACGCUUUGCAGUGAUGAGAGGGAUGGCCAACUUCAUCCUUCGGCUUCCCGAUGAAUUUCCCCUUCUCAUUCAGACAUCGUUGGGACGCCUCGUGGAACUAAUGCGUUUUUGGAGGGCUUGUUUGUCUGAUGAGAAGCUACAAAGUAAUGUUCACGAUUCCGGGAGAGUGCGGAACAGAAAUGAUAAAGUCCAGAAGAUACUGACUUCCUCUCAUUCCAUGGAAGCGAUUGAGUUUCGUGCUUCAGAGAUAGAUGCUGUUGGUCUGAUAUUUCUUAGUUCUGUGGAUGUUCAAAUCAGACAUACGGCUUUGGAGCUACUGCGCUGUGUUCGGGCUCUAAUAAAAGAUAUAAGAGACUUCUAUCUGAAUGAUUCAUCUGAUUAUAAAUUGAAAAAUGAAGCAGAGCCAAUAUUUAUAAUUGAUGUUCUUGAAGAAAAUGGGGAUGACAUUGUCCAGAGCUGCUAUUGGGAUUCUGGCCGCCCUUAUGAUAUGAGACGAGAGUCAGAUGCAGUUCCCCCUGAUGUUACUCUUCAAUCCAUUAUUGACACUGAUAAGAACAGAUGGACUCGCUGCCUUAGUGAGCUUGUCAAAUAUGCUGGUGAACUUUGUCCAAGUUCAGUUCAGGAAGCUAAGUUGGAAGUUACACAUCGUUUGGCUCUUAUUACACCUGUAGAAUUAGGUGGGAAGGCUUAUCAAUCACAGGAUGCUGAAAACAAGUUGGAUCAAUGGCUCAUGUAUGCGAUGUUUGCAUGCUCUUGUCCACCUGAUAGUAGAGAAAUUGGGAGCUUAGCAGCAGCAAAAGAUCUCUAUCGUCUUAUUUUCCAAUCGCUAAAAUCUGGAUCUGAAGCACACGUGCAUGCAGCAACCAUGGCUCUUGGACACUCUCAUCUGGAAGUUUGUGAGAUUAUGUUUGGUGAGCUCGCAUUUUAUGUUGAAGAGGUUUCAUUGGAGACAGAAGGAAAACCAAAGUGGAAGAGUCAAAAAACCCGUCGGGAGGAACUCCGUGUUCCCAUUGCAAAUAUAUAUCGUACUGUUGCUGAGAAUAUUUGGCCAGGAAUGCUGAGUCGAAAGCCGGUUUUCCGUCUUCACUAUUUGAAGUUCAUUGAAGAAACAACUAAGCAGAUUGUUACAGCACCUAGUGAGAGCUUUCAAGAAAUGCAACCUCUCCGCUUUGCGUUGGCAUCAGUUCUAAGAUCACUGGCCCCUGAGUUUGUGGACUCAAAAUCAGAGAAAUUUGAUAUCAGAAGUCGAAAGCGACUAUUCGAUCUUCUUCUCUCUUGGUGUGAUGACACUGGAAGUAUGUUGGGUCAAGAUGGAGUCAGUGAGUACCGUCGUGAGAUUGAGCGUUAUAAGUCAUCUCAGCACAUCCGCUCAAAGGAUUCUGUUGACAAAAUUUCAUUUGAUAAGGAAAUGAGUGAGCAAGUUGAGGCAAUUCAAUGGGCGUCUAUGAAUGCCAUGGCUUCACUGUUAUAUGGACCUUGUUUUGAUGAUAAUGCACGAAAGAUGAGUGGGCGCAUAAUUUCUUGGGUUAACAGUCUGUUCAUUGAGCCAGCACCCAGGGUACCUUUUGGCUAUUCACCCGCUGAUCCUAGGACUCCAUCCUAUGCGAAAUAUACAGGAGAGGUAGGGCGUACUACUGGUGGCCGUGAUCGGCAUAGGAGUGCUCACCUACGUGUUUCUCUAGCUAAAACAGCCCUGAAGAAUCUUCUACAGAAAAAUUUGGACCUGUUUCCUGCUUGUAUUGAUCAGUGCUACUACUCAGAUGCUGCAAUAGCUGAUGGUUACUUCAGUGUGCUUGCUGAAGUCUACAUGCGCCAAGAAAUCCCAAGAUGUGAAAUCCAGAGACUUUUGAGCCUGAUACUCUACAAGGUGGUUGACCCAUCAAGACACAUACGUGAUGAUGCUCUUCAGAUGCUUGAGACACUUUCUGUCCGUGAGUGGGCUGAGGAGGGUACUGAGGGUGCAGGACGCUAUCGAGCUGCUGUUGUUGGCAACCUCCCUGACUCCUACCAACAGUUUCAAUACAAACUCUCAUGCAAACUUGCCAAAGAUCAUCCUGAACUGAGCCAGCUUCUGUGCGAGGAGAUCAUGCAGCGGCAACUUGAUGCUGUGGACAUAAUUGCUCAGCAUCAGGUAUUGACAUGCAUGGCUCCAUGGAUUGAGAACCUCAACUUCUGGAAGCUCAAGGACUCAGGGUGGAGUGAAAGAUUACUAAAAAGUCUUUAUUAUGUGACAUGGCGGCAUGGGGACCAGUUCCCUGAUGAAAUUGAGAAGCUUUGGAGCACAAUUGCAAGCAAGCCCAGGAACAUUAGUCCUGUCCUUGAUUUCUUGAUCACCAAAGGGAUUGAAGAUUGUGAUUCUAACACUUCUGCUGAAAUAAGUGGAGCAUUUGCAACUUACUUCUCAGUUGCCAAACGUGUCAGUUUAUACCUUGCACGGAUAUGUCCACAGUGCACAAUUGAUCACUUGGUUUACCAAUUGGCUCAGCGGAUGCUGGAGGACAGUGUGGAACCAGUUGGACCGAAGGCUGAUGCAGGUGGGAAUUUUAUAUUGGAGUUCUCUCAAGGGCCCACAGCAACUCAAAUUGCAUCUGUUGUGGACACCCAACCUCACAUGUCUCCACUGCUUGUGCGGGGUUCUCUUGAUGGUCCUCUUAGGAACACGAGCGGGAGCCUGAGCUGGCGCACAGUAGGUUUGACAGGCCGAAGCGUUUCAGGUCCAUUGAGUCCAAUGCCUCCAGAAAUGAACGUAGUUCCUGUUGCUUCUGGGCGGUCUGGGCAACUCCUUCCAGCAAUGGUGAACAUGUCAGGGCCAUUGAUGGGGGUUCGUAGCUCAACAGGGAGCUUGCGGAGCCGCCAUGUGUCUCGAGACAGUGGUGACUAUGUCAUUGACACGCCAAACUCUGGUGAUGAUGCAUUGCAUUCUGGUAAUAUGGUGCAUGGGGUCAAUGCUGGAGAGCUUCAAUCAGCAUUACAGGGGCACCAGCAGCAUUCACUAACCCAUGCUGAUAUUGCAUUGAUUCUACUUGCAGAGAUUGCUUAUGAGAAUGAUGAGGAUUUCCGUGAGCACCUUCCUUCACUCUUCCAUGUCACAUUUGUGUCAAUGGAUAGCUCAGAAGACAUUGUGCUAGAGCACUGCCAGCAAUUGCUUGUUAAUCUGCUAUACUCACUCGCGGGCCGGCACUUGGAAUUGUAUGAGGUUGAGAAUAAUGAUGGAGAGAACAAACAGCAGGUUGUAAGCCUGAUCAAGUAUGUGCAGUCAAAGCGUGGAAGUAUGAUGUGGGAGAAUGAGGACCCCACAGUUGUUCGAACUGAACUCCCAAGUGCAGCCCUUCUGUCGGCCCUUGUGCAGAGCAUGGUUUAUGCUAUUUUCUUCCAAGGAGAUCUCCAGGAGACUUGGGGGGCAGAGGCACUCAAGUGGGCCAUGGAGUGCACAUCUAAGCACAUUGCAUGCCGUUCGCACCAAAUCUAUCGUGCAUUGCGACCCAGUGUCACCAGUGACAAUUGUGUGUCCCUACUUCGGUGCCUUCACAGGUGCCUCGGGAACCCUGUGCCAUCUGUUCUGGGCUUCAUUAUGGAGAUUCUGUUAACUUUGCAAGUGAUGGUGGAGAAUAUGGAACCAGAGAAAGUAAUUCUUUAUCCCCAACUCUUCUGGGGCUGUGUAGCUAUGAUGCACACUGAUUUUGUGCAUAUGUACUGCCAAGUGCUAGAGCUCUUUGCCUGUGUAAUUGAUAGGUUAUCAUUCCGGGACAGCACAACAGAGAAUGUGCUUCUCUCAAGCAUGCCCAGGGAUGAGCUUGAUACAAUUGGCUGUGAGUCAUCGGAUCUUCAGCGGAUGGAAUCAAGGAACGGCAACGAGCCACCACCAGAAAAUGGGAAAGUUCCGAUCUUUGAAGGGGUGCAACCUCUUGUCCUGAAGGGGCUUAUGUCAACAGUGAGCCAUGGGUCCUCGAUUGAGGUGUUAUCUCGAAUGACAGUGCAUUCAUGUGACUCUAUAUUUGGGGAUGCUGAGACACGGCUUUUAAUGCACAUCACAGGUUUGCUUCCCUGGAUGUGUUUGCAGCUCACCAAGGACUCUCCUACUUCACCACUACAACAGCAGUACCAGGAGGCUUGUUCUGUUGCUGCCAACUUAGCAGUUUGGUGUCGAGCAAAAUCACUAUAUGAGCUUGCGACUGUAUUUAUGUUUUAUGCCGAAGGCAAGAUCACGACAACUGAUAACCUGCUUUCUUGUGUAUCGCCAUUAUUGUGUGCCGAGUGGUUCCCAAAGCACUCAGCUCUGGCAUUUGGGCACUUGCUGAGGGUGCUGGAGAAGGGUCCAAUAGAAUAUCAGCGUGUGAUAUUGCUCAUACUCAAGGCGUUGUUCCAGCACACAACUAUGGAUGCUGCCCAGAGUCCUCAUGUGUAUGCGAUCGUAUCACAGCUAGUGGAGAGCACUCUCUGUUGGGAAGCGCUGAGUGUGUUGGAAGCACUCUUGCAGAGCUGUAGCUCCUUGACAGGGUCACAUCCUCACGAGGCUGGUUCUUUUGAGAGUGGGUUUGGCAAUUCUGAGGAGAAGAUGCUUGCUCCUCAAAGCUCUUUUAAGGCUAGGAGUGGACCACUCCAGUACUCUAUGGGAUCAGGGUUUGGGGUAGGCCUAGCACCAGCAACACAGGGAGGUGCAAUCGAUUCAGGUCCGUCACCUCGAGAGGUAGCUUUGCAGAAUACACGUUUGAUUCUUGGUCGGGUGCUUGAUUCAUGUGCUCUUGGGCGGAGGAGGGACUAUAGAAGGCUUGUACCUUUUGUGACCACCAUUGGGAACCAAUAGUAUCAUUUUGAUAUCCCUGAUCUGACAUCAUGCCUGUAUGUAUCAUGCCUUCCUUCCCACACCCUCCCCCCGCCCCCCCACCACCACCACCACCACCCUUGUAUUGUUUUUUUUUCACCCUGGUGGUGGUGUUAGCAGUUGGUUCUGUAGAUAUGGGAGGUUCCCUUGUAUUUAAUAUUUUCACAAGAGAAUAAUCCUAUGUAUCACCAACAUUUAGUUUGAGAUGCUUCUAACCAACAAUUUUGUAGUUGGCUAA